AUUCCGGCGAAGUUAUCACCUGUGCGGAGUAGAAGCAGGACCCCCAAAGGGAAAUCAGUGAGGGCAGCAGGAUUUGUUUUACAUUUUUCCGGCACAUUCUCCCUGUUGUCUGUGUUUGGAUUCGACAGUUGUUGUUUUUUUUUUUUUACGAGAAGCACGUCUGGAAUAAGAAAACGUUGAACACAAAAAUGGAGAUAGAGAGGGAGCUAAAGAAGGUGACGCUUGGCCAUGAGUUUGGUGCUGGAGCUGCCUGUUUGAAAUGCAAGGACAAGUGUGAGGGCUUUGAGCUGCAUUUCUGGAGAAAGAUAUGCCGAAACUGCAAAUGUGGCCUCACAGAGCAUGAUGUGGCGAUGAACUCGGAGGAGAACAAGAAGGUAGGCAAGCUGUUUGAGGACACGAAGUACACCGGCCUCAUCGCCAAACUGAAGACGGAUGGGAUCCCCAGCUACCAGGGCAACAUGGUGACCAUCACUUUGCCUAGCCCUGCCACUGCUUACACGGUACCACCCAGUGCGACCUCUACUGUUGUGCCCCCUUCUGCCAGAGCCGGCUCUGUGUCGUCGUCUGCCACAGCUGGUUCUGUGUCCCCGUCUGCCACAGCUGGUUCUGUGUCCCCGUCUGCCACAGCUGGUUCUGUACCCUCAGCUGGAGCCUCUGCAGGUUCGACAGGCAUUGGGGUUCAGGGUCAUGCUCGGGUUCAGCCUGUACCAGCCAGUGCCACACCAGUCAGGGCUAGCAAAGUGCCAGUCACUGUCAGUGCCACAUCAGCCAACGUAGUGCCAGUUCCUAAAGAUGUACCAAUGAAGACUGUCACCUAUGAGUGGGCACCACCAGUGGCUAACAAGUACCUGGCUGUGCGUUAUAUUGAGUUGCUCCCACCAGAGAAACGCCCAGUGGUUGGUACAGAGGGAGCUGCUUACCGUCGGCAGCAGAUGGCCCGACAGCUACCUGAACACGACCAGGACCCGUCCAGGUGUCAUGAGCUGAGCCCUGCUGAGGUCAAGCUGAUGCAGCAAUACGUUCGCAAGUACAAGGAUGAAGCCCUGGGGGUUGGAGAUGUCAUGCUGCCUGAAGAGAUGGCUCUGGUUCAGGCAGGAGGGCUGGGUGGAUCUAGUGUUGGGGUUGGAGGGGCUCCUAGUGCAGGAGGGGCUCCUAGUGCAGGAGGGGCUGAGUUUGGACCUAGAGGUGGUGCUGCUGCUGGGAGUAUUGGUGGGGGUGGAGGUGCUGGCUAUAAACCAGAGGCUGGGGUUGCUGGAGUUGGAUUUGGUUCAGGGCCUGGAGCUGCAGGACCUGGUGUUGGGGCUGGAGCUGGUGGUGGUUUUGGAUCUGCAGCUGGUGGAGUUGGAGCUGGUGGUGGUUUUGGACCUGCAGCUGGUGGAGCUGGAGCUGGUGGUGGACCACUUUCAGGGCCUGGCGUUGGACCAUCUGCAGGCUUUGGACCAGCUGGAGGAGCCAUGGGUACUACUGCCACCGCUGGAGCCAUGAGUGUCCCUGGAGCUCAGCAAGCUGGACUACCACAACAGAACUUUUCAUGCCAUCAGUGCCAGCAGCCCAUGCGUAAGGGUGAGCCAGCUGUCUAUGCUGAGCGGGCCGGUUAUGACAAGAUGUGGCACCCAGCAUGCUUCGUCUGCUGUACCUGUAACGAACUGCUGGUGGACAUGAUCUACUUCUGGAAGAAAGGCAAGAUGUACUGUGGACGGCACUAUGGAGACAGCGAGAAGCCACGAUGUGGAGGCUGUGAUGAGCUGAUCUUCAGUAACGAGUACACUCAGGCUGAGGGCCAGAACUGGCAUCUGAAGCAUUUCUGCUGUUUUGAAUGUGACUGCAUUCUGGCUGGAGAGACGUAUGUUAUGGAGAAUGACAAGCCUGUCUGCAAGCCCUGCUACAUGACGAACUAUGCUGUGAAAUGCUCAUCUUGCCAGAAUGCAGUAGAGCCUGAGGCCCAGAGGGUUUCCUAUGGUGAUUAUCACUGGCAUGCCGAGCCACAGUGCUUCAAGUGCUCCGGCUGCUCCAAAUGCCUGAUUGGCCAGCGCUUCAUGGCAGUGAAGAACUUCCUGUUCUGCUCUGUGGAGUGCAAGAAGAAAAUCAUGGCUUAAAGGGCCAAGACAA
Molecule: messenger RNA, 2109 nt
Organism: Haplochromis burtoni (Burton's mouthbrooder)
Lineage: Eukaryota; Metazoa; Chordata; Actinopteri; Cichliformes; Cichlidae
Gene: tes
Product: testis derived transcript (3 LIM domains)
Exons: 7
Coding region: 189-2096 (635 amino acids)
Molecular function (GO): zinc ion binding
Source: RefSeq, a predicted model, not a curated record